AUGGCGGUACUCUCUUUGCUUGUUUCCUCCUCGUGGGUCCAAGGUCUUGCUGCUGUAGCACUCUUAUGCCUCACAAAGUUGAUUUGUGACAUAUUGCUUUCGCCACUGAGAGGUAUUCCUGGCCCGCUACUUGCCAAGAUUACGGACUUCUGGCGCGCGGUUCAUACCUAUCGCGGCCGUGUUGAGCUCAAGCACCUUGAGCUGCAUCGCAAAUAUGGGGCCGCUGUACAGAUCGGUCCGAAUUGUAUCAGCAUUUCUGAUCCAAGAUUGAUUCGGACUAUUUACUCGACUCGGAAUCCAUGGAAGAAGAGUGAUAUGUAUAGGCCAAACGAUGUACUUAUUGAAGGUCAUCGUCUCUCCAAUUUGUUCAACUCCCAAGAUGAAGACUGGCAUAGCCAAAACAUUCGACCUAUUCGUGGUCUUUGGAGUAUGACCAAGGUUCUUGAAUAUGAGCCUCUAAUUGACGAGACCAUCAGCAAGUUCGUGGACAAGCUGUCUCUAAAAUUUAUUGAUGGUGAAAAUGCCAAUAAAAUCUGUCCUGCUGAUGAGUGGAUUGGAUUUUUUGCUUGGGAUGUCACUGCCAAUUUUAGCUUCGGUCGUCACUAUGGUUUCAUUGACCAGGAGAAAGAUGUUGAUAAUUUGAUCACUGACUCGACCGCUGGUCUUGAGUACUUUGCACCAGUUUCCCAAAUUCCAUGGGUCGACAAUCUUCUCGACAAGAACCCUAUCAAGCGGAUUGGCCCCAAGCCAACUCUCACCGGUGUUCUGUAUGCUUUCAAGGUCGUCGCAGAGUAUCAAGCUGAGCUGGCCAACAAAAAGAUCAAGAUCGGGUCCGUCGACCACACUCUAGACAAAUACGUCCAGUUGAAAAAAGCAUACCCAGAUAUGGUCAACGACCAACAGAUCGUAAACUGGCUAAUGCUCAGCAUUCUCGCUGGCGGUGACACAAGCUCUGCAACCAUGCGCGCUGUGCUUUACUACCUAGCAAAGGCUCCAUUAGCAUCAUUGAAACUUGCCACCGAGCUUCAAGCCACCUCUUUGCCCACACCUGCUCCUUGGAAAGAAAUUCGCGACCUGCCAUACCUGGACGCCGUUAUUUCUGAGACGAUGCGCAUCAAUCCCGGUAUAGCUAUGAUAUUUGAGCGUGUGGUCCCAGAACAGGGCUUCAAACUUCCAAAUGGACAGUUCUUACCAGCAGGAACCAAAGUUGGUAUCAACCCAUUUGUCACAAAUUGUGACUAUGGGGUUUUUGGGAAGGAUGCUGAUGACUUCAAUCCUGAUCGCUGGCUACAAGGCGAGAAUGAAAGUAUGGAGGAAUUUGAGCUUCGGCAUAGACGGAUGAAGGAUACAGUUGACUUUGUGUUUGGUGGAGGUGGUCGUAUUUGCAUGGGUCGUUAUCUUGCUAUGUUGGAAAUCAAGAAGCUGAUUGCUACGCUAUAUAGCUCAUUUGAUAUUCAACUAGCUGACUCGAAGCAUGAGUGGAAAUAUCGGAAUGCUUGGUUUGUGUACCAAUAUGAUAUGCCGAUGAUCAUUCGACGACGUACAGCUAGCACCUGA
This is a messenger RNA of Penicillium malachiteum, 1557 nucleotides long. Its product is annotated as cytochrome P450. Gene Ontology annotation, molecular function: monooxygenase activity; iron ion binding; oxidoreductase activity, acting on paired donors, with incorporation or reduction of molecular oxygen. The transcript has 5 exons. Lineage: Eukaryota; Fungi; Ascomycota; Eurotiomycetes; Eurotiales; Aspergillaceae. The record is from RefSeq and is a predicted model, not a curated record. The coding region runs from base 1 to 1557 and encodes 518 amino acids.